Corythoichthys intestinalis (scribbled pipefish) is the source of this 3542-nucleotide messenger RNA. It is a transcript of the gene naaladl1, whose product is annotated as N-acetylated alpha-linked acidic dipeptidase like 1. Gene Ontology annotation, molecular function: carboxypeptidase activity. The record is from RefSeq and is a predicted model, not a curated record. Bases 90 to 2384 code for a protein of 764 amino acids. Lineage: Eukaryota; Metazoa; Chordata; Actinopteri; Syngnathiformes; Syngnathidae. The transcript is spliced from 18 exons.
UCGCUACUGUUGUACAGAUCAUUUUGGACUAUGCAGACAUUUUUUCUCAAGCAUUUUAAAUCCCCAAUUCUUAAUUUAAUCUAAAAAACAUGAUUAAAACAGUGUUCAUCGGACUUUUUUGUGGCGCAGCCAUAUUGACUGCGGGAAUUUUGAUCGGACACUAUGGCAUCGAAAAGAGUAGCGACUCUGAGCCGGCAUGGGUGAAAGAUGUGUCCAAGGAUGUGGAUGAAAGGCUGCUGGAAGAGUUUUUGUCCGAAGUGGACAACGUGAAUAUUAAGGACAACCUCAGGGAGCUGACCAAAGUGCCUCACAUGGCCACCACAGUCGGAGAUGAGAAAACGGUGCAGCUAAUGCUGAAAAGAUGGCAGGAUCCAGAAAGCGGUCUGGACCAGGCUUGGAGGGAGGAAUACAUGGUCUACCUGUCCUUUCCUGAUCCUGACAAGCCUAACAAGGUCACUGUUGAUGAGUUAUCAUCAAAACCAAACUACAUUGUCUUACAUUUACAUUUAUUUCCAUUUGGAUUUUUUUCAGUAAAUCCGUCCAAUACCGUUCUGCAUACGGCUAGAGAGAAGGAGAAGGCUUACACUUCCGACCAGAAGGAUCCAGAUGUGGUUCAACCUUAUGCUGCCUACUCUCCUGCUGGGCAAGUGCAGGGCAAACUUGUGUACGCCAACUACGGGACAGUAAAUGACUACAAGUGGCUGAGCCAAAAAUUGAACCUCACGGGCACCAUCGCCAUCACAAGAUACGGUGGAGCAGGCAGAGGAGCCAAAGCCAUCAACGCAGUACCUUACGGUAUCCUCGGUGUACUCGUCUACACGGACCCUCUGGACAUUAACGAGGGCUUGAUGUCGGACAUUAACGAGACGUAUCCACAUUCCUGGUACAUGCCUCCUUCCGGCGUGGAGAGAGGCGCGUACGCUUCAACCUACGGAGACCUGCUCACUCCUUACUUGGCUGCCAAAGAAGAAACUUACAGAAUUCCAGAAAAGGACAUCACUGGGAUUCCUACCAUUCCGAUUCAACCCAUCGGCUUCGAGGAUGCCUACAUUUUAAUUUGUGAGCUGGGUGGCGAUCCAGCGCCACAAUUUUGGCAAGGGGGAUUCAACUGCACCUACAACUACGGUGGUCCGGGCUUUCGACCUUCUUCUCACUUCUACAACAGUGAUGUCAAGAUGGACAUAUUCAACUACUGCGAGGUGAAGAACUCCUCUAAUGUGAUGGGUGUCAUUAAGGGAAGUGUGGAGCCCGACAGAUACGUCAUCUACGGCAACCACAGGGACAGCUGGGUUCAUGGCGCCAUUGACCCGAGCAGCGGGACGUCAGUCAUGCUGGAGCUUACGCGUGUGCUUGGCAAAAUGGUCAAACAAGGCAAAUGGAGGCCACGCCGAUCUAUCGUAUUUGGAAGCUGGGGGGCCGAAGAGUUUGGCCUUAUUGGGUCAACAGAAUACACAGAGCAAUACUUCACCAAGCUCAGUGAACGUACCGUGGCUUAUAUCAACGUGGAUAUUGCUGUUCAAGGCAAUGCCACUCUGCGGGCGCUAGGGAUGCCGUCGCUCCAGAAUGUCGUCUUCACAGCUGCCAAACAGGUGAAGGCUCCUGGAGCGGAUUCAAUGUCUGUGUAUGACAAGUGGAUCCAGCAUUCUAACAGAACAAGCCCGGUCCAUGGACUCAUUCCCAGAAUGGGAUAUCUUACAGGUGAAGGUAGUGAUUAUGCACCUUUUGUCCAUUACUUGGGAAUCACUUCCUUGGAUCUUAUGUACACUUAUGACAGGUCUAAAACAAAAGUCAGGAUUUACCCCGCUUACCACACUGCAUACGACACAUUCGACUAUUCGUCCAAUUACGUUGAUCCAGGUUUUUACACUCACCAGGCUGUCGCCAAAACGGCCGGGAGCGUCUUGGUGAGACUGGCCGACAGUCUGCUGCUACCGAUGAACUGCAGCGAUUAUGCCGAAAGUCUGGAGGCUUACCUCAGCGAGGCUUUGAAACACUAUGAAGACAGUCUCCUUGCUAUGAAUAUCUCCAUGGAGCCGAUAAAACGCGCCGUGGCCAGCUUUCGCAUCGCGGCGACUCACUUGGACCAAGUCAUUCGAAGCUCAGACCUGGCAAAUGAAACGCCAUUAAAAGUGCGAAAGAUCAAUGACCAGCUCAUGCUGCUGGAUCGUGCUUUCUUGAGGCCUCCAGCAUUUCCAAGUAAAAAUAGGCACGUGAUCUGGGCACCAAUUGAAAUCAGCUUAUCGAGCUUCCCCGGUUUGAGCAGCGCUUACGUUAGCGCAAUGUCAUCGGGACAAGCCAGCGCCUGGGCCCAAGUGCAUCACCUCGUGUCGGUCAUGAGUCAGGCCAUUGAGGGUGCCGCCCACAUGAUGCUCGACGUUAUCUAAAUCACGGGAGUCAAAUGUACGUCCCGUGAGGAUAUUUUAUCUGUCAGUCAUCUUGUAGCUCAUUAAUACUGUACAUAGGGAAUCACAUGCUUUUGACACUGGUGCCCUAAAAUCAUAUGUUAGGGCAAUCGAGUGCAUGCACUAGUGUAGUUUUUUGCAACCACUGUGCCGCGGCACACUAUCGUACUGUGGCGUAGUGUCUGAUGUGCCGUGGAAAAUCAUCCACUUUCAUCUAAUUGAUGUAAAAAUGUUUUGGGAAAACAUUGUCCCAUGGUCGGUAAUCAUGCAAUAAUACUCUUACAUAUCAGUACGUUUCAAUAGGUAGCUAAUGACUGUUAUGCGUAAGGGAUGAGUCUAGCUAGCUAGGGGCUAACGGUAGCGGCAUGCUAGCAAAACUAUAACCAUGACAGCCAAGAACUGGACAAAAUUCAGUGAAUGGCGGUUAAAAGAAGGAAAAGACUAUUUCCUCUCGGAGUCUCCGGUGUAAGGUAAUGAGCAAAAGCUUUUUACAAUAUUUACGCUAGAAUGUAAAGAACUGAACACAGUGGGAUUGCUGUGAUACCUACUCCAAUACAGAAGCCACACUGAAUAAAAUAUCAUUAUGUGUUUUUUUAGGGCUGUCAAAAUUAUCGCGUUAACGGGCGUUAAUUAAUUUUUUAAAUUAAUCACGUUAAAAUAUUUGACGCAAUUAACGCAGAUGCCCCGCUCAGAGAGAUUUAAAUGACGGUACAGUGAAACGCACACUUGCUGUGUUUUAUGGAGUUUUGCCGCCCUCUGCUGGCGCUUGGGUACGACUGAUUUUAUAGGCUUCAGCACCCAUGAGCAUUGUGUAAGUAAUUAUUGACAUCAACAACGGCGGGCUACUAGUUUAUUUUUGGAUUGAAAAUUUUACAAAUUUUAUUAAAACAAAAACAUUAAGAGGGGUUUUACGAUAACAUUUCUACAACUUGUACUAACAUUUUUUUUGAAGAACUACAAGUCUUUCUAUCCAUGGAUCGCUUUAACAGAAUGUUAAUAAUGUUAAUGACAUCUUGUUGAUUUAUUGUUAUAAUAAACAAAUACAGUCCUUAUGUACCGUAUGUUGAAUGUAUAUAUCCAUCUUGUGUCUUAUCUUUCCAUUCCAACAAUAAUUUACAGAAAAAUAUGGCAUAUUUUUAU